Fundulus heteroclitus (mummichog) is the source of this 1949-nucleotide messenger RNA. RefSeq names its product probable carboxypeptidase X1. Gene Ontology annotation, biological process: proteolysis. The coding region runs from base 1 to 1827 and encodes 608 amino acids. Gene Ontology annotation, molecular function: metallocarboxypeptidase activity; zinc ion binding. The transcript is spliced from 12 exons. Lineage: Eukaryota; Metazoa; Chordata; Actinopteri; Cyprinodontiformes; Fundulidae. The record is from RefSeq and is a predicted model, not a curated record.
AUGUUAGAAUCAGGAAUUCAUGACGGAGAUGAGUAUGAUGGAGCCUGGUGUGCUGAGUUCAAGGACCAGCAUCAGUGGCUUGAAGUGGACGCCAUUCAUCUCACCCUGUUUACAGGAGUCAUCCUGCAAGGCAGAAACUCUAUCUGGAGUUGGGAUUGGGUUGAAACCUACAAAGUUCAGUUUAGCAACGACUCUGUGGACUGGCAGACCUGCAGGAACGGAACAGAAGAGGCGAUAUUCAAAGGGAAUCAGGAUCCAGAGACUCCGGUUCUCGGGCUCCUGCCGGUUCCCACUGUCGCCCGUUUCAUCCGCAUCAACCCUCAGACCUGGUACUACAACGGGACCAUCUGCCUCAGGGCCGAGUUACUGGGCUGCCGUGUCCACGAUCCAACGGAUCCGUUUUCCAGUCAGCAAGAAGGAGGGUCCAGGGAUAAUCUGGACUUCAGACACCACAACUACAAAGAGAUGAGAAAGCUCAUGAAGUCUGUGACGGAGGAGUGUCCAGAGAUCACCCGCAUCUACACCAUAGGCAAGAGCUACAUGGGCCUCAAGCUGUACGUCAUGGAGAUAUCCGAUAACCCGGGAAAACAUGAACUCGGUGAACCGGAGUUUCGCUACGUGGCGGGGAUGCACGGGAACGAGGUGCUGGGCCGAGAGCUCGUCUUAAACCUCAUGCAGUAUUUGUGCAAAGAAUACAAAAAGGGCACCCAGCGUGUCGUGCGGCUGGUUACCGAGACGCGGAUCCACCUUCUGCCCUCCAUGAACCCAGACGGAUAUGAAGUUGCUCAUCAGAAGGGGUCAGAACUGGCCGGCUGGGCUGACGGGCGAUUCACCUUCGAAGGAAUCGAUCUGAAUCACAACUUUCCAGACCUCAACAACAUCAUGUGGGAGGCCCAGGAGAACGCAGCCGAUGCAUCUAAAGUGCCCAACCACUACAUCCCCAUCCCAGAAUACUACACUCAGGAAGAUGCCAUGGUUGCGCCAGAGACGAGGGCCGUCAUCAGCUGGAUGCAGGAUAUCCCCUUCGUGCUCAGCGCAAACCUUCACGGCGGGGAGCUGGUCGUCACGUACCCGUUCGACUGCACCCGUGACUGGGCCCCUCAGGAGGACACCCCCACGGCAGACGACGCCUUCUUCCGCUGGCUGGCCACCGUCUACGCCUCGACCCACCUGGUCCUGGCCAACCCCGACCGCCGCAACUGCCAUUACGAGGACUUCCAGAUGCACAACAACAUCAUCAACGGCGGGGCCUGGCACACAGUCCCCGGCAGUAUGAACGACUUCAGUUACCUGCACACCAACUGUUUUGAGGUGACGGUGGAGCUGUCCUGCGAUAAGUUUCCUCAUGCCAGAGAGCUUCCCGUGGAGUGGGAGAACAAUAAGGAGUCUCUUCUAGUUUACAUGGAGCAGGUUCACCGAGGAAUCAAAGGCGUCAUCAGAGACAAGACCACCAAACACGGAGUAGCUAAUGCCGUGAUCAAAGUGGAAGACCACGACCACGACAUCAGAUCGGCGGCUGACGGGGACUACUGGCGUCUGCUGAACCCAGGCGAGUACAAGGUCAUCGUGCGGGCCGAGGGAUACCUGCCGUCCAUGCGUCGCUGCCACGUCGGCAUGGAGCCUCGUCCCACCAUCUGUGACUUCUCCCUCACCAAAACGCCGAUACAGAGGCUUAAGGAGAUUCGGGCCAAAGGAGAGAAGAUCCCAAAGGACCUUCAGCUGCGGCUCCGUGCUCUCAGGAUGCGUAAGCUGCGCGCCAGCACCAAAGCCAUCAACCGGCGCAGAGCGAGCGAGCAGCUGCGAGCGAGGAGAGCUCGCUCCUCCUGAGCUUAGCGGGGGAUCAGAGAGGACAGGACCAAGGGCUGAGGAAGCCUCGGAAAUUAUCUGGAUUAUUGGUUAAAAAAAAUUCUAUGUGGUUUUCCUCUUUAAAAAAAAAAACACUGUUGAAG